GAUUGAUCGAGGCUUCCAGCUCGAGUCGAAAACUAUAAUGUGAGAUGGGGUCCAAUCCUACAAUAUUUAUAUAUCUGUUUGUCUAUGACCCAGCCUCACCCCUUACAUCUAAGCCUGCCUUGAUUACAAUUCAAUUAUUUCGAGGCCAGUUUUCAAUGUGAAAAAUUAAACGUCGUUCAGAUCAUACGUCACAUGGAAACAACUUCUUUAGCAAUUUCCCGACCGUACCUUUUCUCGGGGUUCUCGGAUGAAUUGUUUGUACGGAUAUUCCCGUGUCAAGAUUUCCUUGAACCUUUAGCAUCGAGGUUUACCACUUGCUUGGACAACCACUUUUUUUGGGGGGUUACUUGUAAAACCCCUGAGAAAGGCGUGAAAUCAUGCCUCAUGUUGUGUCUCAAAUGCAGCCAAGGGAAAGGCCCCAACAGACUCCUCACUCAAAACGAACAAUGAUGAAGAAUGCAAUUUCUCAAGAUAACCUUCGCUCAUCUACCACUCCUCGUCGUCGAAAUGCAAAUGGCCCAACUCCUACCUUGAGUCUGCUCGUUACCCCACAAGGUGCAUGGAACUAUAUACCAGGUCGACAACAUUCAAAACAAUUUUCCCCCGAUAGAAUGACACCUAUCUCCGCCGUCGAUUCCGUUUUCGAAUUAUCUUCGGCAGCUACAAAUGCUUCCCCGAACUCAGCCACAUCAUCAUUUAUUGCUGAACUAGAAGAUACUUCUCCUGGGGCAGUCAAACCCCAAAAAAUUAAUAUGGAUCCGAAGUCCCCACUUAGUCCUACACGUUCGUUACAUGCAGCUACUGCCAUUGAAGCUAUUAAUGACUUCGAGGCAGAGAAUAAGCGUCUUCUUGAGCGGGCUAUUGCGGCUGAAAAUGCAGCAAAGAUAUUAGAGGAGCAAAAUAUCAAUCUCCGACGAAAGGUCAACUAUUAUAUGGAACAACAUAGACCGAAAACAGCACCAGCUCAGAGGAACUCACAAGACUUACACAAGCGCAAUACUACGUACAGCAAAACAACACCUCUAUCCGCUUUCAACACCAUGAUGGAUCAUGUGGAGGCUGAGUAUUUGCCACCUUCUAUGAAUGAUACACCUUCACCAUUGCCUCGACGAAAAUCUUCGCUCCCAUCAGAUUUACUAGUUUCUCAACAAAGUGAAAUCACGCCCAACAAAUUUGGCCCAAGUGGAUUUAUUCCUUCGCGGCGGCCUCCUCCAAUUCCAGAGUGUAAAAAGGUUCCUUCAUCAAAAAACCAAGCCCGUUAUCGUGAUACAUUAAAAAAGAACGAUGUGAGCACUCCAAGAACAACACGUUCUAAUAGUCGAAUGACCAAAAUUUCCUUGUCGGAUGCAACUCUUAGAUCAAAACCAUUACCGUGGGCUCCAUCAGCAAUUCCGGGUAUGGUUGAAAUUGGCAGUACAUAUGAAGACGCAGCCCCUACAUUACAAUUGAGAUCCAAGAAAAGUUUCGCAAAAUUCUUUAGAAAAGCAAAAAAGGAAUGACGAAUAAGUAGCGUUCCUGUUCACAAAUUCAUUCUUUGUCAGUAAUACCAUGGAGGAAUAUAUUGGGAUGCGAUAUCAUGCACCCCAGGCGCUUUGGACUUGUAAUUGUAUAUAAUUAUGAAUAACGAAAAUGGUAUAUAUGUGGAGUAAUUGGGUGUUGGCCGCGGAGUCAGAAUUUUACGCGGACUUUUCAGAAUGAGGGAAUGGUAGUUGAUUAAUAAUAUCCUAUUGCUUCCGCAUUCA
Molecule: messenger RNA, 1742 nt
Organism: Botrytis cinerea B05.10
Lineage: Eukaryota; Fungi; Ascomycota; Leotiomycetes; Helotiales; Sclerotiniaceae
Exons: 2
Coding region: 378-1499 (373 amino acids)
Source: RefSeq, a predicted model, not a curated record